Candidula unifasciata is the source of this 609-nucleotide messenger RNA. Lineage: Eukaryota; Metazoa; Mollusca; Gastropoda; Stylommatophora; Geomitridae. The record is from the annotation of a GenBank genome assembly.
AUGGCCGACAGCAAAAUAACGGUGACUUAUUUUGACUUCAGUGGAAGAGCUGAGUGCAUUCGUCUAGUUUUGACAUAUGCUGGUAAAGAGUUUGUUGACAAUCGGAUCAAACAAGAGCAGUGGCCAGGAAUAAAGCCAAAAUCUCCAUUUGGACAACUUCCCUUUGUGGAAAUAGAUGGCAAGGUGUAUGGCCAAAGUUUGGCUCUUGCUAAUUUUUUUGCCAGGGAAUUUAACCUGUAUGGCAAAUCAAACCUGGACAGUCUGAAGAUUGACCAGCUUGCACAGCUCAAUGAGGAUUACAUCCAGGAAGUGGUCAAAGUUUUUAGAGAACCAGACGCAGAAAAGAAGGCAGCGAUUGAGAAAAACAUAAAAGAAGUUGUAGCACCAAAGUUUUGGGCCUUUUACGAGAGGUUGCUGAAAGAGAACAAUGGUCAGUAUUUUGUAGGCCAGAGUGUGACCCUUGCUGAUUUGAUUGCCUAUGAUGCCGUUACCGGGUUUAUCAAAACGUACGCAGGACCCCUACCUGAUAGCUAUCCCUUGCUGAAAGCACUGGUAGAGAAAAUUGGAAGCAACAACAAUAUCGCUGCUUACAAAGCCAAACAUCCAUGA